Prunus armeniaca (apricot) is the source of this 402-nucleotide messenger RNA. The record is from the annotation of a GenBank genome assembly. Lineage: Eukaryota; Viridiplantae; Streptophyta; Magnoliopsida; Rosales; Rosaceae.
AUGGCGACACUGGAGAGGGUCAACUUAGAGAAAAGGGGUUUGUCUUCAGCAGUGGAGAAGGUGAGGAUCUUCAAUAAGGGUAAGCCUGCAGAAGACAAAGUAGGAGAAGCAGUCGUUAAGCUUCGGACACCGGUGUGGUGCCGGCCGAAGGCUCUUCGAUGCCUAAGUCAGCUAAGAGUAGUAACUUUAGCAGAGGAAGUGAAAGUGGGAGGUUUGUGUAGAUUUCUGAUGUGGGACUUUAUGCAAGUCGCCGUGGUGGUAACACGUGUCAUGGAGAUUAGGUUUGGUAGUUUGAGAGCUUCGGAAGGUGUCUGGCACUUUGGAAGAGUGUCUUCCUUCGACAUGGGAGAAAGCGUGUUUGCCUUGGUGCUAGUCGUUUUGAGGCUGGAUAUGCUCGGUUGA